Messenger RNA from Metarhizium brunneum ARSEF 3297, 1218 nucleotides. It is a transcript of the gene erd1, whose product is annotated as Protein ERD1 1. NCBI's taxonomy places the organism in Eukaryota, Fungi, Ascomycota, Sordariomycetes, Hypocreales, Clavicipitaceae. Gene Ontology annotation, cellular component: cytoplasm; membrane. The record is from RefSeq and is a predicted model, not a curated record.
AUGGACGGUGAUCCAGCAGUCGAAUCCGAACUCGACGCCUUCAGCCUCGUAUUCCCUCUUCCCUUUCGCGUCGGCUUCAUCGCAACACUAGCCGUCUGGGGUUGGGGCCUCAACCUGCACUACUUGUACCUGGCCAAAGUCGACGUCCCAUCGUUGAUACGCUACCCGGGCCGCUCCUCGCCGCACCACAUACCGCACCACCUCUCGACGUACCGCCUCGCGACCUUCCUCUCGGGCCUCUUCGCCGUGUCCAUGGUUCUCUUCUGGCUGUGCACUUGGGGGGCGGCGUCGCGCGUAAUCGACUACGACUGGAUACCCAUGACGUACCUCGCCGGCAUCGUCGCCGUCUUCCUCGUCCCGCUGAAGAACCUGCCCAGCGGCGGGAGGAGGCGGUUUCUCGCGACGCUGAAGCGCGUUAGCAUAGGGGGCAUCGCGGAGGCGCAGGACGGCAAGUUUGGCGACAUUCUGCUCGCCGACGUGCUGACGUCGUACGCCAAGGUGUGCGGCGACGUGUUCGUGACGCUGUGCAUGUUUUUCACGGCCGGCGGGUCGUCCACGAAGCGGCCGGAUCGGAGCUGCGGCGGGACCGUCGUGGUGCCCUUGUUGAUGGGCGUGCCCAGCGCCAUACGGUUCCGGCAGUGCAUCAUCGAGUACCUCCGCGUUCGGCGGGCGCCGUACAAGGAGUCGGCGGGCUGGGGAGGCCAGCAUCUGGCCAACGCCCUCAAGUACUCUACCGCGUUCCCUGUCCUCGUUGCGAGCGCGCUGCAGCGCAACACGGACGAUGCGGCGGCCAGGGCGGCGUACAACAGGGCCUGGCUGGUGGCCGUGCUCGUCAACUCGCUGUAUUCGUUUUACUGGGACGUCGCCAAGGAUUGGGACAUGACGCUCUUCGCGUCUAGGCGGGAGCGCAAUUCGUCCCACCACCCCUGGGGGCUUCGCGACAGACUCAUCUUCCGCCCCGUCAUCAUGUACUACGCAGUCAUUGUGCUGGACCUGAUGCUGAGGUGUACUUGGUCCUUGAAGUUGAGUCCUCAUUUGGACAAGUUUAGUGAUUUUGAGAGCGGCAUCUUUCUGAUAGAGUUUCUCGAGGUGUUUCGGCGAUGGGUGUGGAUAUUCCUCCGGGUGGAAACCGAGUGGAUUAGGAAUUCGUCUACCGGGUUGGGUAUUGAUGAUAUUUUGUUAGGCGAUUACCAGGGCAAGGAUGACGAUGACGAGUAA